Molecule: messenger RNA, 2788 nt
Organism: Archocentrus centrarchus (flier cichlid)
Lineage: Eukaryota; Metazoa; Chordata; Actinopteri; Cichliformes; Cichlidae
Gene: irak1
Product: interleukin-1 receptor-associated kinase 1
Exons: 15
Coding region: 243-2525 (760 amino acids)
Biological process (GO): protein phosphorylation
Cellular component (GO): plasma membrane
Molecular function (GO): protein kinase activity; ATP binding
Source: RefSeq, a predicted model, not a curated record
GCGGCGCCUGUUGCGGGGCCCUUGUUUCGGGCGGAAGCGCUGACGGAUCCAAACCUGUAGUUUGAGAGAGUUUUUGAAGUGGUUCAUCUGGUUUGUUCCGGGCGUUUCUGAUGUGACCCAGUGAUCCGGGUCCCUGUGUGAACGUUUCCCCGCCACAGACCACUUAGCACACCCCUGCGGUGGGCUCUGUCGGUUAGCCUGUUAGCUUCAGAGUGGACCUCCUGGAGGGGAGUUCAGUAAACAUGUCGGGAAGAGACCCGAGAGCCGAGUUCUACUACAACCUGCCCGCGUCCGUCGACAAUGAGUUCUGCCGGAUUAUGGACGGGCUGUCAACCCAGGACUGGACCCGCUUUGCCUCCGAGAUCCUGAGCGAUCAGAACGACGUGCGAUUGGCUGAGAAGCAGGAAAGGCGGACCCACUGGGUGAUGGUCAAUUGCUCGAACAGGAACAUUCGAGUCGGGGAGGUGAUCGACCUGCUGCAGCGUCUGCAGCUGUUACGCCCCCGUGACGUCAUCAUGAAGUGGGUGAUAAAUCCGAACCCUUACGCCUACGCUCCUGCUCCUGUUCCUGCUCCUGCUCCUGCUCCUGCUCUUCGUUUUCCUCCUCCUUUGGUUCCUUUCCGUGACUCUCGGUUUGACCCCCAGCCCAAAAAGCCAGAGGCCGUGCUCACACAGGAGACCUACAGACUCAGCCAGACAGUUGAUACAGCAGAGAGUACACUACCCAGACCUACAUCGCCCCCCCCGGAGCUGCGGUCUGAAGUGCAACAACACCACCAGCCCCAGGCGGAGGCGGUGGCAGCGUCAGCAGUGAUGAGCAGCAUCAGCUGCAGCAUCACAGUGAUGUGCUGGUCAUACGAAGACGUGUAUGCUGGGACAAACGGGUUCUCCCCCCACCUGCAGAUAGGUGAGGGGGGGUUUGGAGUCGUGUACAGAGCGACUCUGAAGAACACCAACUGCGCUGUCAAGAGAUUCAAACAGGACGGUCUGCUGGACUGGACUCUGCUGAGGAAGAGCUUCCAGACCGAAGUCGAGCAGCUGUCGAGGUUCAGACAUCCAAACAUUGUGGAUCUUUUAGGUUUCAGUGAAGGAGGAGGGUCAUUGUGUCUGAUUUACAGCUACAUGGAAAACCGAUCUCUGGAGGACCAGCUGCACAAUGAGUGUGUGGUCCUCUCGUGGUCUCAGAGACUCAGUAUUGUUAAAGAUGCCUCAAAAGCCCUGCAGUUUCUCCACUGCCCUUCUGAAGGUCAGAAACCGCUGAUCCACGGGGACGUGAAAAGCUCCAACAUCCUGCUGGACGGUCACAUGACGGCGAAGCUUUCAGACUUCGGUCUGGCUCGGUUUGUGCCCUUUGGCUCUGCCGGUGGCUCGGCAGCUAGCACGACAGCUGUCGGUAAAACGACAACAGUGAGAGGAACGUUGGCCUACCUGCCGGACGAAUACGUGAGGAACGGAGAGCUGGGACCCAAGUUGGACGUUUACAGCUUCGGAGUGGUGCUGCUCGAAGUGCUGACUGGACGUCGAUCUCUGGAGAAAGACAGGAUAUCUGGAGAGAGAUACCUGAAGGACCUGGUGGAGGAUAUCGAGGAAGGUCCAGAUGGCUCAUCUGAAGCAGCUUGGAGGAAGCAGCUUGACAAACGGCUGAUUUCAGGGGGCACUGCUGAGCCCAGUGGUAGCCUGCAGCUUGUGACUCUGGCCUGCAGGUGUCUGGCCAAAAACAGGAAGAAGAGACCAGUAAUGAAAGAGGUGUUUUCAAUUCUUAAGGACAUAAACAGCAUGGUGAGGGAGCCUCCCUACCAGUCCUUCCCCAGACCUCCCCGCUCCCUGGACUCUGAUGUACAAGAUGUGUCACACCAGCUGUCCAAACUGGGACCAUUGGAGGACACAUACCAGGUGUCACAGUUCACCAAAUUCUCCUCCUCUCCCUCUUUGUGCACCGUUUCCCCUCCUGACCGACUCCACUCAUCCUCAUCUCUUCCUCCAUCAUCCUCUUUACCUCCUCUGUCUUCCUGUUCGUUUGCUGGUCCAUGUGAAACCGAUGAGAGUCGAGGCUUCUCCCAGUACGACCUUCGCCCUCAGUUGACAUCAAAUGGGACCAGCUGCAGGUCUUUAUCUCCUUCCACCAAAGACCAGUAUCGCAGUCCAACCAGGCCCACAGAGGCUCAGUGCAACCAGCCUUCUGUGCCCACAGAGGACCAGUACAACUUCCCCACUCAGCCCAAAAGUACCAGUUUCAGUAUAGGACCCGGAACACUCACUCUAGGAGUCCCUAGAGGGCAAACCACAGCAGGGUUCUGUGGGUUCUCUCCUGCAGGAUCCCUGAAGUCAGCAUCUCCGGAGCCUUCAGUCCACAUAAAUUCCAGUAAGCAGCGACUCCUGGAGAAGAAAACUUUGUACGAGGAUGGAAGGAUUCAUACUCCUGAGCUGCUGUCGUCUGAAGACAUCUAUGAAUCGAGGAGUUCUGGGCACUUCAGAGGACCAGAGGAGAGCGACGAGCUGGAUUAUCAUCCCGCUAAACACAAGUGACUGCAGUUGCCUAUGAUGGACAUAAACUAGAGGACCAAAGAUGGACAGUUUCUGGAGCCCAUCUGUGGAUUUUACCGUCACUGUUAUAGAAGAAACUGCAGGAUGCUGCUGCUGCUGCUUCGAGCUGCAUUACAUUUCAGACUGCUGAUGAAUUUUGUAUUUUGCUCCAGCUGUGCCUUUACAGAAAAACAUCACUCGGUUCAUACCAAGCAGUCACACUCACAUUAACAUGGCACGACAUUCCCGUUAUUUUAAUCUAAUUG